CAGCCUCCAAUGACUGGCCAAGCAAGCACUUGGAAAUUAAUCAAACUGGAAUUCGGAAUGGUCGCCCCGACAAUGCAGUCGUCGUGUGCUCUAUACGUUUUGGCCAUGCUGUACAUAAUCUGUUUGAGUGCAGAGUUUGCCUACGCCCUGCACAACCCGUUGAUGCGCAAAACUUGCCUUUUGGGGCAGGAACUUUACUGCUACGCUCAGUUCAUCAUCUGCUGGGACUACAGGUGCAAGUGCAUUGAGAAUCACGUAUAUCUCGGGCCCGGACUGGGCUGCCUGUUCGACGAGUUUGCAUAAAACCAAUGCUGUGGGCUGCAUCACGAAUGGCAUAAACCAUUAAUAAACAAACGGCGGCUGUUUACAGGCUAAAC
Messenger RNA from Drosophila obscura, 377 nucleotides. RefSeq lists its product as uncharacterized. Bases 10 to 303 code for a protein of 97 amino acids. The record is from RefSeq and is a predicted model, not a curated record. The transcript is spliced from 2 exons. NCBI's taxonomy places the organism in Eukaryota, Metazoa, Arthropoda, Insecta, Diptera, Drosophilidae.